Messenger RNA from Penicillium macrosclerotiorum, 417 nucleotides. RefSeq lists its product as uncharacterized. The record is from RefSeq and is a predicted model, not a curated record. NCBI's taxonomy places the organism in Eukaryota, Fungi, Ascomycota, Eurotiomycetes, Eurotiales, Aspergillaceae. Bases 1 to 417 code for a protein of 138 amino acids. The transcript has 3 exons.
AUGAAGUCUAUAAUCUCGUUUGCUAUGUUUGCUGGGGUCGCUUUCGCUCAAAGGGCUCAAAUAGGACUGCCCACUGCAGGUCAACAACUCACCAAAGGGAAUGAUGUUAUCGUCCAGGUCCAGCGUCCGAAUUCCCUGACUGGUUCUACUGAAUUGGUGGUUGCGAUCGGCAUUUCUUCUUGUGGAUCCGAGCCAUGCAAACCAGCUGAUGAAGUCAUGGGCACCAUCCUCUACAAUGGCGACUUCAAGCCCGAAUACCACGAGUCUAGCCAGCCUCCCUACCAGAACGUCACUGUAAACAUUCCCUCGUCAUUUACCGAGGGUAAUGCGCAGGUCAAUGUUGCCCAUGCUACCCUUAUGGGAGCUGGGCCUUACCCAUACUUGGAAAUACUCAACCAAACUGUGGUUGUUGUUUGA